AGUCUUUGCGUCUUCUACCAACUCCCUAUCAUCAUACAGGCAGGGGAAGAAGCCGUGAGAAAAACUUCUUUCCGCUGUUCUGCGCGUUUCUGCAGCCCCGUUCCAGGCCGAGGAUCCUUUACUGGAAGAGAUGAUGGUGGGCCUGGGCUCCCUGUUGUUGGUCUGCAUGCUGGGUCUGGGUCUGACCCCACCAGCCCUGGCUCAGGAUGACCCUAGGUACAGAAGCUUCCUGACCAAACACUAUGAUGCCAAACCAUGGGGCCGGAAUGACAAAUACUGUGAAAUCAUGAUGAAGAGAAGAGGCCUGACCACACCCUGCAAAGACACCAACACCUUUAUUCAUGACAACAAGAACAACAUCAAGGCCAUCUGUGGAAAUAAUGGAGAACCUUACGGAGAAGGUUUAAGACUAAGCAAGUCUCUUUUCCAGGUCACCACCUGCAGGCAUAGGGGAGGGUCCCCUCGGCCUCCGUGCCAGUAUAGAGCUACCGCAGGGUUCAGACACAUUGUUGUUCGCUGUGAACAUGGCUUACCUGUUCACUUUGAUGAGUCCUUUUUCAGUCCGUAAUCAGAGGCCACAGCUGGCUCUGCUCUCUUUUCCUUGCAUUUCUCUCCACAUCCCAGAAUGGUGGUGGCAACUUUCAUGGUCAGGGGCCCAGAGAAUGAGCUGCCUGGAUCUCUUGUUUUCCAUUUUACAACAUGUUCAAUAAAUAAAAAUGUCUCUGAAAUCAGUAAGGCUCAGAGCCUUCUCACUAA
Lontra canadensis (Northern American river otter) is the source of this 756-nucleotide messenger RNA. RefSeq names its product angiogenin (gene ANG). The transcript is spliced from 2 exons. Gene Ontology annotation, molecular function: RNA nuclease activity; nucleic acid binding. Gene Ontology annotation, biological process: defense response to Gram-positive bacterium; antibacterial humoral response; antimicrobial humoral immune response mediated by antimicrobial peptide. The coding region runs from base 131 to 568 and encodes 145 amino acids. The record is from RefSeq and is a predicted model, not a curated record. NCBI's taxonomy places the organism in Eukaryota, Metazoa, Chordata, Mammalia, Carnivora, Mustelidae.